GGGAGGGAAGAAUGGCGGCACCCGGGCUGCGUCAUGGGUUGGGAAGGCUACCUGAGAUGGCGGCCGCAUUGCGGCGCUGGAACCGAGUGUAUAGCACGUCCCAGGCCUUUUCCGAGAUGCUAAGGCUGCCUCAGAAGCAACUGACGCGGAUACUGUACCCGCUGAGAGAACUAGAGGCGCACCUCGUCGCGGACAUGAGCCCUCUCCUUCAGUGGCGGCUCUUCGACCCGAGCCUGGAGGACAUCAAGAAGGCCGAGAGCGUGUUCACCGCCACCCCCCGGAACCGCAUCGAGUACCUCAGCUCGGCGGUCCGCCUGGACCACGCCCCGGGCCAGCAGCAGCCCGAGGUGUGUUUCAUAGGCCGAAGCAAUGUUGGAAAAUCCUCCUUGAUAAAGGCUUUGUUUUCACUGGCCCCUGAUGUUGAAGUAAGAGUCUCCAAAAAACCGGGGCACACAAAGAAAAUGAAUUUUUUCAAAGUUGGAAAAUAUUUUACAUUGGUGGACAUGCCAGGUUAUGGCUAUAGAACACCCGAAGACUUUGUUGACAUGGUAGAGCCCUAUCUAAAAGAACGGAAGAAUUUGAAGAGAACGUUUUUGUUAGUGGAUAGUGUUGUUGGAAUUACAAAGACAGACAAUAUUGCCAUAGAAAUGUGUGAAGAAUUUGCAUUACCUUAUGUGAUGAUAUUGACAAAAACUGACAAAUCUUCCAAGGGGUAUCUUUUAAAACAAGCACUUCAGAUCCAGAAGUUUGUCAACACAAAAACACAGGGCUGUUUUCCUCAGCUGUUUCCUGUAAGAUAUGCCAGCUUUCUCUGCUACAUGAUACUGGAGUCACUGCUGCCACCAUCCUUACAAUAGGUGACCACAGCACUGCAGAAGGCCACCCAGCACUCAUAUGAUACUUAUUUUUUUUAACUUUCAGAAAAUAAAUUUUCAAGGUGAUUAUCAUUUUGAAGAACAAACUAAAUAUGUAAAGUCUUAUUCUGGAAA
This is a messenger RNA of Nannospalax galili (Upper Galilee mountains blind mole rat), 989 nucleotides long. RefSeq names its product GTP binding protein 8 (putative) (gene Gtpbp8). Gene Ontology annotation, molecular function: GTP binding. Gene Ontology annotation, cellular component: mitochondrion. The record is from RefSeq and is a predicted model, not a curated record. The coding region runs from base 12 to 857 and encodes 281 amino acids. Lineage: Eukaryota; Metazoa; Chordata; Mammalia; Rodentia; Spalacidae. The transcript has 6 exons.